UGAAAACAUUGAAUUGAAUAUAUGAAUAUUACGAAAUUUACAAAAAUAAUGUAAACAUCAAAUAUAUUUUAAUGUUUUAAUUAAAUGUUUAAAUAAGUUGCUUCUUUGUUUUAUUAAGUUGAUGAGUGGAUAGUACAAGAAAAUUAAUUUAUGAAGCGUAACUGUUGAUUAUCCAACGGAAAUUGUCUUAAUAUAUAGUGAUUAUAAAAUCAACAAUGCACAAUGUUGGAAGGUUUGGUAGCUUGGGUGUUAAACAAUUAUCUCGGAAAGUAUGUAGGAAACUUGAACACCGACCAACUCAGUGUGGCCCUCCUAUCUGGUAAGGUUGAAUUAGAAAACUUGCCUCUAAGAAAGGAUGCGCUGCGACACUUGGGGUUGCCAGUGGAGAUUAAAGCAGGGUUUAUUGGUAAAGUCCAGCUCCAAGUACCAGUGCGACAGAUCAGAUCAGCUCCCUGGCUGAUAGCCAUUGAGAAACUAUAUUUAGUUGCAGCACCGUUUAAUUUGGAUGAGUGGGACAGUGCAGUGGAAGCAUCAAUUGCCCAUGAGAGGAAGGUGUCUGUGUUGGAUACUUUGGAGGCGCAGUGGCGAGCCGAGCACGAGGCCAACGAUGGUGGAUACUACGCGGCCUCCUACUCCUCUUGGCUUAGCUAUGGCACCGGAUUUAUGGCUAACAUUGUUGAAAAUCUCCAGCUAAAGAUAAACGACGUGCAUAUCCGCUACGAGGAUUCGCUGACAUGCCCGGGGCGCACGUUCGCAUGCGGGCUCACCGCGGAUUCUUUGGCGGCGGAGUCGUGCGACGCAAACUGGCAGCGUGGGUUCACGCCCCUCGCCGACCCCUGUUCCUUCAAGCUGCUGGAGCUGGCGAACCUGGCGCUCUACUGGGACCCCAUGCCGCCCAAUCUCAUGAUGGCGAACUGUACGCUCGCCGAACUCGCGGAGAGUAUGAGUGGAAGUCGCUCUGCUCAGCACGAGUACGUAGUUCGUCCGGUCGGCGCGAGCGCGCGCCUCCGCAGAGAGCGCUGCGAACAGCCACUGAGGGAUCGCUCGCGGCCAAGACUGGCCUGCCACCUCACCCUUGACGCCGUCGCGCUGAGGCUCACCUCGAGUCAGUACGGGGAGAUGUGCGGGUGCGUGCGUGGCUUGGAGCGCAUCGGUCGACUGCGGGACGUGCGAGCGCUGCGGCCCGACGUGCCGCUCAACGGACACGCACGGCUGUGGUGGCAGUACGCUGUGGCCGCGCAUUUGCCGCACCACGCUUGUGCUUUCAUCAUUGUUUCACAGGGAUGAAACCCAAACCCACAUGGGAGUCUUGCUUGGAGCAAGCGAAAAAGAGCCGUGAAUACGU
Leptidea sinapis is the source of this 1345-nucleotide messenger RNA. RefSeq names its product intermembrane lipid transfer protein Vps13D-like. The record is from RefSeq and is a predicted model, not a curated record. The coding region runs from base 223 to 1287 and encodes 354 amino acids. Lineage: Eukaryota; Metazoa; Arthropoda; Insecta; Lepidoptera; Pieridae. Gene Ontology annotation, biological process: protein retention in Golgi apparatus; mitochondrion organization; protein targeting to vacuole. The transcript is spliced from 7 exons. Gene Ontology annotation, cellular component: extrinsic component of membrane.